AAAGUCCAAAUGCAACCAGCGCCACACACAACUCCCGCAUAUGAGAAAGGAAUCAAAUUGAGGGGAUGAGAAACCACUUGAGUGGAGAAGAAACUAAAGAUUACAGCCACGGCUCUUCCCAAUGUGGUGGCUUGUCUCCGUUUGUUGCAUUCGCCGCCGCAAACGACGGUCAAAGAACCCAGAGUCAAAGGAGGACUGGCUUUCCCUCCUCAACUUCACAGUAACAAGCUUCCUAUUCUUGGUCGCGCCUAUAGUAUUGGUAACCGUCGUUUCAUCACUUGAGUCCGAUGGCAGCGUGUUAGGACUGAGUCAGAUAAAGGAGAAAUGCAGUAAGUGGCAAUGGAAAGGCCAGUACUCCAUCAACUACUUUGUCUCCUCUUCUUCCCCUUCGAGUCCUCCUUUGCUUCUCGUUCACGGGUUCGGUGCUUCCAUUCCUCAUUGGAGAAGGAAUAUUGGCACAUUGGCUCAGGAUUACACUGUUUAUGCAAUUGAUCUUCUGGGUUUUGGUGACUCAGAUAAGCCUCAAGUACAGUGUUGGAAAACCCAUGUUUUGGUUUGUGAUGAUAUGCUCUGCUUGGUACAAGAUUCCAGUGGAAACAUGGUUAGAGGGAUUGUGCUGUUGAAUUGUGCCGGCAGGAUGAACAACAAGGCAAUUAUUGAUGAUUGGAGGAUCAAGCUGUUGUUUCCUUUGCUUUUGUUGUUUGAUUUCUUACUGAAGCAAAGACCGAUCACUGAGGCCGUCUUCGAGCGUGCCAAGCAAAGAGAUAACCUAAGGAGCAUUUUGUUUUCUUUUUAUGGAAACAAAGAGUCUGUGGAUGAUGAACUGGUUGAGAUCAUCAACGGACCAGCAAACGAUGAAGGUGCUCUCGAUGCCUUCGUCUCGAUUAUAACUGGUCCACCAGGGCCGAACCCCGUCCAAUUGAUGCCGAGAAUUAACUUACCUGUCCUUGUUUUAUGGGGGGAUCAAGAUCCGUUCACCCCGAUCGACUGUCCCGUAGGUAAGUUCUUCUCUUCCUUACCUUCGAAAUCGUCAAAUGUAAGCCUUCAUAUGUUGGAAGGUGUAGGGCAUUGCCCCCACGAUGAUAAACCUAAGCUAGUUCAUCAUAAGUUGCUUCCUUGGUUGGCUCAAGUUACUGCUUUGUGAGAGC
This is a messenger RNA of Hibiscus syriacus, 1148 nucleotides long. RefSeq lists its product as uncharacterized. Gene Ontology annotation, biological process: chlorophyll metabolic process. The transcript is spliced from 5 exons. The coding region runs from base 122 to 1144 and encodes 340 amino acids. Gene Ontology annotation, cellular component: chloroplast. Gene Ontology annotation, molecular function: chlorophyllase activity. Lineage: Eukaryota; Viridiplantae; Streptophyta; Magnoliopsida; Malvales; Malvaceae. The record is from RefSeq and is a predicted model, not a curated record.